This is a messenger RNA of Cannabis sativa, 1177 nucleotides long. RefSeq lists its product as uncharacterized. Lineage: Eukaryota; Viridiplantae; Streptophyta; Magnoliopsida; Rosales; Cannabaceae. The coding region runs from base 201 to 1025 and encodes 274 amino acids. Gene Ontology annotation, molecular function: rRNA N-glycosylase activity. Gene Ontology annotation, biological process: negative regulation of translation. The record is from RefSeq and is a predicted model, not a curated record. The transcript has 2 exons.
CAUAACAAUAAUGUAGCCCAACUAGUUGUUUAUGUAAGGGUAGUUUGGGAAUUUUAAUAUCUCUGCAACACCUAUAUAAUUCAAUGUUUUCAUUUCAACAAAUUUCAAGAUGAGUUUUUUAUUUUGAUAGGUAGAAAAAGUUCUUCCAAAGCAUCAAAUCAAAGCAAAGAAAAAAUAGUGAAAACUAUAUAUCAACUAUAAUGGCAACAAGGGAAGUUAUAUUUGAAGAGAACUUGAAAAUUGAUCAAGGGGUGGCUGGCGAAUACCUUCAACUUAUUCGUAGAAUAUGCGAAAAAUUGGGAAAAAUAAAUGAAAAUGGUAGGGGAUUUUCACAAACCGCUGUUGCACUCGCUGAUGUGGAAGCCUUGUUCGAUUUGAUAUUAAGUACGAGUUUAGUAGAAAAUUCUGUUAGGUUUCGAUUUCGAACAGAAGAUGUCUACUUGAUUGGUUUUAAGAUAGAACAAAAUGGAAAUUGGUUUGCAUUCGAAGAUACCAAAGAACUGAUUCGAGGUUCACAAUCCCUAGGGUUUAAUAGUAGCUACCAAAAAUUGGACAAAAUGCCGAUUGGAUUUCAAAACCUCCGACAAUCCAUAAUUAACCUAGCAACCGGAAAUGAUAGAAGCACAUGGCCAUAUGAUUUGACAAGAGUGAUCAUGUUUACAUCCGAAUCGUUGAGAUUUAAACCUAUAGCCGAGCUCAUGCAGAGUGUUCUCCAAAAUCCUCACGAAGAACCUCCCGUAAUUAUCGAAACUUGGGUUAAAGACCUAGUUCAUAAUUGGGAAUAUCUUUGUAAAUUUGUGCAUUUGAGUAACAGCAAAAGUGGAGUUAGGAAGGAAGAUAUAUACAAACUCAAAGUAGGGUUACAAGCUAAACAUUUAAAAGUACCAUAUAAUUUCGAUAGGGAUUGGCCGUGCGAAGAGAGUAAACUUAUUAAGGGAAAAGAAGUACCAUUAGUUGAGUUAAAGAUUGUUGUUGAUAGAAUUGUAAGCAUAAUGGGCAUACUGGUUAAGUUUAAAGAUUAUUAAUGCGUUGAUAUUAUUCUAAUAAUGUUGUAUGAUAUAAUUUUAGUAAAUUUAUUUCAAACGUACGUCUUUAAUUUGUAUUGAUCAUAUUGUUAUGAUGAUUAAUUCAAAAAGAUUAAUAAAAAAGCACACAUUGACUGUGUUUUCGGUUUUCA